UAAGCAUUACUUUGAAGGUUACACAAAAAUUCUCAGUGAGUUUAUAAAAACUGAUGCAUAUAGAAUGGAGGUUACACAAAGGCCUCCAAUGGCAGUUACAAAUGCUGUGUCCUGGCGUAGUGAAGGGAUACAAUACAAGAAGAAUGAAGUAUUUUUGGAUGUUGUGGAGAGCGUUAAUAUACUUGUUAACAGCAAUGGGCAAAUAGUGAGGUCAAGUUUUGUACUGGCUACUUCUCGCCAUCAUGACCAGCAGUGUUCUAGGAUCAGAUGUAUACUGAUUUCUGUCUAUUCUAGUUUAGCAUUUUAUGUAAUAUUGCAUACUGAAUUGUUCUUGGCGAUCUUCAGAUUUUAAUAUUAUCCUCAUCUG
Molecule: messenger RNA, 367 nt
Organism: Nicotiana tabacum (common tobacco)
Lineage: Eukaryota; Viridiplantae; Streptophyta; Magnoliopsida; Solanales; Solanaceae
Source: RefSeq, a predicted model, not a curated record